AUGAUUCUUUCACGAUCGAAGGCUGCUGAUGAUCCAAAAAAGAAAGUUCAAACAACAUCGCAAGAUAAACAAAAGAAGAAAAUUGGAGAAGUUGAAGAUUUUAUUGCUGCACGUGAUUAUACCGGCGCUAUUGCUUAUUUAGAAUUUUGUCGUCAAAAUAAAAAAGAAGUCAAAGAUCUUGAUUUAUGGUUGGCUUAUGCUGCAUUUCACGCAUCAUUUUAUUCACGAGCACGAGAAGAAUAUGAGGAAAUUCUUCGAAAAGAUCCAAAGAAUGGGCAUGUACAGAUCUAUUUGGCCUGUUGUUUAUUUAUGCUUGGAAUGUAUAAGGAAGCAGAAGAAGCUGCCAUGAAAGGCCCAAAGUCACCGUUACAAACACGUGUUCUAUUUCAUGUUGCUCAUAAACAAAAUAAUGAAGAAAAACUAAUGGAUUUACACCGACAAUUACAAGACGUUAUCGAAGAUCAAAUAGAUUCGUUGGCACUUAACGUUUAUGUUGCAUUAUGUUAUUAUAAACUCGAUUAUUAUGAUAUAUCUCAAGAAGUACUCGAUGUUUAUCUCAAAAAACAUCCAGAAUCAGCUACAGCAAUUAAUUUAAGUGCAUGUAAUCAAUAUCGAUUGUAUAAUGGAAAAGCAGCAGAGAAUGAUUUAAAACAAUUUUUAGAAAAAAUGAGCACAUCGUUUAAUUAUGCAAAAGAAUUAUUUCGUCAUAAUAUGGUAGUAUUUCAAAAUGGAGAGGGAGCCCUGCAAGUGCUUCCGGCACUUGUAGAUGUUAUUCCAGAAGCGCGUUUGAAUUUAGUUGUAUAUUAUUUAAAAGAGGGUAAUCUAGACACAUUUUGUAUUGAAUAUAUAAAAUGUAUAUUAAAAAUAUAUGUUAUUUGCAUGUUUUUAGAUGAUCUUGAUAAUGCUUAUGAACUAAUGAAAGAUGUCGAACCUCUUCAACCAGCUGAGUACAUUUUGAAAGGCGUUGUUAAUGCAGCGUGGGGUCAAGAGAAAAAUUCGAGAGAUCAUGUGAAAACAGCACAAUCUUAUUUUCAAUUAGUUGGUGGUUCUGUCAGUGAAUGUGAUACGAUUCCCGGUAGACAAUCAAUGGCAGCCUGUUACUUUUUACAUAAACGUUUUGACGAUGUCUUGGUCUAUUUGAGUUCGAUUAAAAGUUAUUUUUAUAAUGAUGAUACAUUUAAUUUUAAUUAUGCACAAGCCAAAGCACAUGAAGAAAAAUGGAAAGAAGCAGAGGAAGUUAGUAAAGCAUUUUUACUCAUACAAAGUGAAAAAGUAAAAACGGAUUAUGUUUAUUUGAGUUGGUUAGCAAGAUGUUAUAUUUAUAAUUCAAAACCACGAUUAGCAUGGGAAUUAUAUUUAAAAUUAGAACACAGUACAGAAUCAUUUAGUUUAUUACAAUUAGUGGCUAAUGAUUGUUAUAAGCGUGGACAUUUUUUUUAUGCAGCUCGAGCCUUCGAUAUUCUAGAAAGAAUGGAUCCAAAUCCAGAAUAUUGGGAAGGAAAACAAGGCGCAUGUGCUGGAGCAUUUCAACAAAUUGUUGCCGGACAUGAACCAAGACUUCAUACUCAUGCAGAUGAAAAAAGUCGUUCGAGGGGUGCAGCGAGUAUUCGAAAAUAG
Didymodactylos carnosus is the source of this 1617-nucleotide messenger RNA. The record is from the annotation of a GenBank genome assembly. NCBI's taxonomy places the organism in Eukaryota, Metazoa, Rotifera, Eurotatoria, Philodinida, Philodinidae.